Molecule: messenger RNA, 1097 nt
Organism: Thermothelomyces thermophilus ATCC 42464
Lineage: Eukaryota; Fungi; Ascomycota; Sordariomycetes; Sordariales; Chaetomiaceae
Exons: 1
Coding region: 264-1040 (258 amino acids)
Source: RefSeq, a predicted model, not a curated record
CGCAGACCAUCCUCUCUCGCAAGCUGAUGCCAAACCACCCUCCCUUUUUCCCCGUGGCCACUGAACUAGAAUAUAAUUAUCCUCUCCCUGAGGAGCCCACGGAGCAGAGUCGAGAUGUCAACCCAGCGGAGACCUCUCUGGCUCUUUCCCACUGUCACUGUCACCGGAUUGCCAAACAACAAGACACGGAAAGUUUGUUGUGAAGCCUCCUCUUAAGCCCAACGGGACACACACACACACAACGAACGUGGAGAGCCACCGCCAUGUCCUUUCCUGACGAGCCCGCCAAGCACUCCGCCUGGGAAGGUCGCGACACCAGCUAUUACGCAGCCCCGGCGGCGCCGUGUGUCGGGCGCGGCAGUGACGAGCGCCCCCUUGUGCCCACGUCACCCGCUGCUCCCGUAUUAGCCUCGGACUACGCCUACGUCCCAGCUGUUCGAAGUACCAAACGGCUUCCCCCACGCCCGGCCCAGGACUGUUUCAAAGAGAGCGAAGACGACGGCGGCGGCCGCACGGAGGCGACGCCCCUUUCCUGCACUCCCGCCCCUCACUCGGAGCGCGGCAAUCGGCGGCCACCCCCGGACCGCUACCGCUAUUAUUACCACACUUUCCCCGAUCCCGCCGCCGCCAACAACAGCUGCAAGGACAGCACGGAGGGCGCCGCGCCUGGCCAGGGACCAUGCUACUUUGAGACGCUUCUCGACCUGUCCGACUAUUAUCUGGACUCGGACUCCUACCCGGAACCGACCAAGCACGAGCGAGAGCUCGAAACCCUUGCUACUGAGUCGGGGCUGGCGGACAGGAAGCGGAGGCGCGGCUGGUGGUGGAGAGUGCACCAGGCGGGUGUCGUGGUCUCGUGGGUGUUGCUGGUGGUGGUUUGGAUGUCGGUUGCUAUUGCGGUAAGCUGGCGAGUGAAGGGCGGCAGCGAGCUCGUCUCCGGUGGUUGGGACGGGAAUAACAGGGAUGGGGUUGGAGAGUGGGCUCCGUGCACGGCCGCGCGGCCACGGUUCUGCCGCCUAGUCGUCGGCGCGGAAACGUAAAUAAUUGCAUGCUGUGCUGGGGAUGAGGAUUAUAACAUAGGUUGCGCGGGGUGGUGG